Theileria parva strain Muguga is the source of this 607-nucleotide messenger RNA. It is a transcript of the gene UBC36, whose product is annotated as Ubiquitin-conjugating enzyme E2 35. Bases 137 to 595 code for a protein of 152 amino acids. The transcript is spliced from 2 exons. The record is from RefSeq and is a predicted model, not a curated record. Gene Ontology annotation, biological process: protein K63-linked ubiquitination; DNA damage tolerance. Gene Ontology annotation, cellular component: nucleus. Gene Ontology annotation, molecular function: ubiquitin conjugating enzyme activity. NCBI's taxonomy places the organism in Eukaryota, Apicomplexa, Aconoidasida, Piroplasmida, Theileriidae.
UUUAAGUUCAAACAACUACUUUGUCCUGAUAGCGAAAAAGGAAUAAUAUAAGCGAAUUCUUUGUGUAUGGGAAUUCGGAGUUCAUAUGGGGAGCAGAUUUUCCUAAUUUCUCUCUUCCUAUCUUAAUUUUUUUCUCAUGGCUUCUAAGCGAAUUCUCAAAGAGACUGAGAGUCUCGCUACUGAUUCUCCACCUGGAAUAAAGGCCGAGUUAUUUGUUGGAAAUGAUCGGCAUUUUAAAAUACAUAUGCAAGGACCGGAUUCCACGCCUUAUGAGGGUGGAGUUUAUAUUCUAGAGUUGUUUUUGCCUGAGCAUUACCCUAUGGACCCGCCAAAAGUGCGUUUCCUAACCAGUAUUUACCAUCCUAACAUUGAUAAAAUCGGUCGUAUUUGCCUCGACAUUCUAAAGGACAAGUGGAGUCCUGCUUUACAAAUCAGGACUGUUUUACUUAGUAUUCAGGCACUUUUAUCGGCCCCUGAACCUGAUGAUCCGCUCGAUGCGUCUGUUGCUAAUCAUUUCAAAACUGACCGUGUGGGAGCAGAAAAGGUUGCUCGUGAAUGGAAUCAAACCUUUGCUGUCUGCAAUAAAUUAGAUUAAUAUACUUUUCGC